Molecule: messenger RNA, 329 nt
Organism: Clarias gariepinus (North African catfish)
Lineage: Eukaryota; Metazoa; Chordata; Actinopteri; Siluriformes; Clariidae
Product: ATR-interacting protein-like
Exons: 2
Coding region: 6-329 (107 amino acids)
Biological process (GO): DNA repair; DNA damage checkpoint signaling
Source: RefSeq, a predicted model, not a curated record
UCCGGAUGGUGGUGCUGGUCUUACACAGACAGUGGCUGAGUAUCAAAGCUCAGGAGAAGCAAGUAGGCGGUAUUCAAACAUGGACGAGUCCAGGUGUUCACUCACUGAGGGAGACUCUUAUGUUACUGCACUGGCUGCUGCUGAACGACUCUUCUUUCUCAAUGCACUGUCUGGAUGUGUUGCACAUGUACCAUCAGAUCAUCCCAGGCAUCAGAGACACGCUCCGUAGGAUCCCUGACCUCACAGAGUGUGAAGAACUGGCUAUAGAGGAGAUCUGUCGACCAGACGCUGAGGAAGUGGAAGAUAUGGACAUUGACGCCAGUUCUUAA